UAUAUAUCUAUAUUGUAUAUUUGUAUGUAUAUUUAUCGUUUGUAUAUAUUUAUAAAUAUUACAGAUACGGACCAUUCAGCGCUCAUCAAGGAGACUGAACCUUUUGGUCCCGUUUAGUCCCGUUCACUCACUAGCUGGAGCAUCUUCAUCAUCCCCAUAAACAUAACUCUGCCUCACCAGAGCUCAAUCUCGCAGCUCUCUCUCUCUCUCUCUCUCUCUCUCUCUCACUCUCUCUCUCACACACACGCAAAACAUUACAUCCUCCAUACAAUAAAACCUACAUUCAAUUCUGUUCUCUUACUCCGCCGCUACAGCUCUACAUAUCUCCGCUGCGCUCAAAUCUAACUUGUUCUGUACGGUUUUGCAGCUACCCGGCUAAUUACCUCCGGCCGCUAUCCCAACAACUCACCAUUUUAACCUCACCUUCGAGAUAGGAUAACUACCUCAACUCACAACCCAGUUGCGUUCAUGUCGCAGCCAUGGGAUUACAUCGCAAAGCUUGUCUGUAUUGGUGAUUCCGGCACCGGUAAAUCUAGCCUCACCAUCCGACUCUGUGAAGGUCGUUUCUCCUCAUCCCACGAUGUAACAAUUGGCGUCGAAUUCGGCUCCCGCAUCGUCCCCGUCGGGCCGCCAGCCUCGGAUUCCCUUGGCAUAGACUUUGACCUUCCCUCUUCGUUGUCUACUGACCCAUCAUCUCACCUCCCGAUUAUCCCCCCGUCCCAAACAACCACCACUACUGCCGCUACAUCGACCCCCCAUGAUCCUACGACAUUAAUGAACGGAAGCGAUCCCUCGAAGCGAAAACCCCCCCAUCAACAGCCACAACCACCAUCCGGCCUGCCCUCCCCUCCCCGCAAACUACAAUCCCCACCCAUCCAAAAACGCAUGAAACUUUCCCUCUGGGACACUGCCGGCCAAGAAACCUACAAAUCAAUCACCCGCUCCUACUUCCGCGGCGCCUCCGGUGCCCUCCUAGUCUUCGACAUCACACGUCCCUCCACCUUUGCCUCCCUGACGCAAUGGCUGCAGGACCUGCGCCAGAUCGCCGAGGAAGGGAUCGUGGUCAUCCUCGUUGGCAAUAAGAGCGAUCUUGCUGCCCCUUCUCUAGCAGGGAGUAAUAGUGCUGAUGAUGGCGGUAAACCUCAGAAGGAAGCUAUAGUUACAAGAGAGGAAGCGGAGGCAUGGUGCCGAGCCAAUAAUAUUUCGCGGUACGUGGAGACGAGUGCAAAGUCUGGAGAAGGGGUUGAGAGGGCGUUCCUGGAGGUUGCAGAGCGGAUAUACCGGAACAUCGAGGCCGGGCGGUAUGACUUGAACGACCGGCGGAGUGGUGUUAAGGGAUUUGGAGCCACUGGGGGAGCGGGUGGUGCGGGGCGCGUGCAGAGGACGGUUACACUGGGCGUUAAUGAUGCGAUGGGGCGAGGCGGCGGUGGAUGUUGUUGAAUUUUUUUUUUUUUUUUUUUUUUUUUUUUUUUUUUUUUUUUUUUUUUUUUUUUUUUAGUUCUGCUCCUUUUAUUACCGCUCGCUGCUUUGGCCUAUUUCACUUUAUUGCCUUUCAAGAAACAGUUCCGGGUCAACGGGCUUGUUAUACCACUACCUCUUGUUUUACCACAUACGCCCCUCUGCCCCUCUGCCCCUCUGCCCCUCUGUUAUAUUAGUUGCGUCAUAUCUCUAUUUAAUAUUGUUUUCCUUCCUUCUUUUCUUUUGCCUUUACAUAAUAUUUCUUAUAGCAUAACUAUAUUCAUGUCUAGGGUAUUUUAAUAGGGGGUGUGAUGCUUAAUUAUCUUUUUCCAGGAGCAGUGUUAUCCGCUGAGCCUCCCUCCGAAGAAUCAAAAGACAACCAACCACCUCUUUCAACCCACUUUGUUAUUAGUGCUGUAUUAUGAUGUUCUACUUCACAUUCAAGUUUGUAGGAUUAGGUGAGCCCCAAUUUUAUUUGUAUUUUUUUGAAUCUCCUGUUCAUGACAUGGAAAAUAACAUUUCUUGU
Molecule: messenger RNA, 1984 nt
Organism: Blastomyces gilchristii SLH14081
Lineage: Eukaryota; Fungi; Ascomycota; Eurotiomycetes; Onygenales; Ajellomycetaceae
Product: RAB2 protein
Exons: 2
Coding region: 469-1440 (323 amino acids)
Biological process (GO): regulation of endocytosis
Cellular component (GO): endosome
Molecular function (GO): GTP binding; GTPase activity
Source: RefSeq, a predicted model, not a curated record